AGCGUGCUACUCGUAACUAACACAUCGGUCAAACUGCACACUAUGAGCAUGUCAAAUAUAACUCUCCUAUAGGCUGUAGUGGAGGGAGGUGUUUUUGCGCAAGUGUGAACACUUUAUCAUCACAUAAUCAAGAGGUUCUUCAAAUUUGAUGUUAGUCCUGUUCCAUGUGUUUUAGCGUCCGGAAGUGUGCGACGCCAGUUCUCACCUUGUUGUGUGCAUCGGUGUGGCGGAUUACAUUUCUUAGCAAGGUCUUCCCAAGAGUCUGCUUCGACAUGAUACCUUCCAUGGAACAAAAGCCUGGCACCAUCCAGGGAGGGGGCAGGAGAGGGUGGCGGCUUUCAGGGCUUUGUGAUUCAAGACCUGUACCAAGAUGAGAGCAUUGGGACCACGCUGGUGGGACUCUUCUCCUCCCUGACUGAGGCGCCGUGCGUGUGGAGGCGGAGAGUCAUCCGUAUUGCUAGCCCCCCUCCCCGUCGUGUGUGUGGGGCAUCACCCGGAUGCGGGGCUCUGACCGCAUGGGAGGAUAAAAGCAUCGCUCACGAGCCAUGGGCGCCAAACAGAUGAAAUGUCUCAGCUCAGCCAGCCCUGCUCACUCCCCCAAAGAGGAGUAUGUUGUUACCCGCUCCAGCGACACCACUCAACAGGAAACUAUCCGCGAUCAGCCAGAGGACCGCAAGGGGGCCGGUGCUGAGCCGACAGACACACCCGAGCCGACAGACAGGAAACGUGUCACAGAGGAGGUGUCUCUCUGUGGCUGGUGCCCCUCGCUUGGCCAUGACGUGACCCAGGAAGAGAAGUCCUGGGAGGAGCAGCUGGACGCCCACCAAGAGCAGCUGGAGAAGGAGAUGCAGGAGGCCAGGAGGAUGGUUUUCCGCCUACAGGCUUUGCUCCUCAAUGGCUCCCUCCCAGAGGAGGACCAAGAUGCAUCCGUGAGCUUCGGUGACAACCGGGCUAACACCGAGCAGCAGCUGGUUCUCAUCCGCAGCCGCCUGGACCAAAGCACGGAGGAAGCCCUUGAUCUCAAGCGGGAACUCCUGAGACACAAACAAGAGGCACGCCAAAUCCAGGCCAUCAAGGAUGCUCUGCAGCAGCGCCUGUCUGUGCAGGAGGAUGCGCUGCUGCAGCUCAAGCAGGAGCUGCUGAGGAGCAACAUGGCCAAAGACCAGCUGGAAGGGGAAAAUGGGGUGCUCAAAGACAAGCUGAGUGAGAGGAACAAAUUGCUAAGUGAAUAUGAGCAGCAACUCGGGAGGAAGGACAGAAUGAUGCAGCAGCAAAAGCUGGAUGAGGCUCUGCACAAAGCACCCCAAGUUAGCCACGGGCGGUCAUUCCGGAGUGAGGGUGGCGGUUACAGUAGCUCUCCUCCAGCAUUCCAGCACAGUGCACCCGGAGAGGAGCUCCAGCUGGUGAGGGAGGCCCUGCGUAGUUUGAGGGACAGCUUCUCAGGCCACGACCCCCAGCAUCAUACUUUGGACACCUUGGAGCAGGGCAUGUCCAGUCUCAUGGACCGCCUGCACACCAUGGACACCCAGCGGCGACAGACCAGAGGGGAGGAAUUUAAAUCCCCAGGACGCAGAGCCAACUCUACCGAUCGAGACUCAUGGCCACCGAGUUCAAAGAUGGCACAUUCCCACAGCAGCCCUGGCCUGGAUGCCUCCGUGUCGACCAAAGUGCUCUACUUCACCGAUCGCUCGCUCACGCCGUUUCUCAUCAGCAUCCCCAAAAGGUUAGGCCAAGUGACACUGCGAGACUUCAAGGCCGCUGUGGACAGACAAGGCAGCUUCAGAUACCACUUCAAAGCCCUCGACCCGGAGUUUGGCACCGUCAAAGAGGAGGUUUUCCAGGAUGGAGCCGUGGUGCCCGGCUGGGAAGGGAAGAUUGUGGCGUGGGUGGAGGAGGAUCAUGGCGAGAGGAGGUAGAGGACAAAAAAUGUAAAAUAACAUCCCCUCACCGCCAUGGUGUCUACUGGAGCAGGACUUGACUAAAACACUUGGGACCAACGGACUGAAAUAAAAGCUUGAAUGUUUCAUGUGAAGGAAUGCUCAGUAGACAGUUGACGCCUCAUCAACACCAAGUCCUUCAUGAUAAAAACAUAAUGGAUGUUCACUGCCUUCUUCCAGGUUCCCCGUUGCCAAAUCCUGAUGUUUGCCAUGGAUUUCCUACAAUGUUUAAAUAAAGGUGAAUUACUGCAUGGAUCA
Molecule: messenger RNA, 2195 nt
Organism: Doryrhamphus excisus (bluestripe pipefish)
Lineage: Eukaryota; Metazoa; Chordata; Actinopteri; Syngnathiformes; Syngnathidae
Gene: dixdc1a
Product: DIX domain containing 1a
Biological process (GO): canonical Wnt signaling pathway
Cellular component (GO): cytosol
Source: RefSeq, a predicted model, not a curated record